CCUUCUUGACAUCAUUCUACCCUCUCCUCAAUCACAGACCAUAUACGCAAACAUACACAAUGGGUUGGUUUUCCUGGUCCUCCGACACCAACACCGCCUCCGACGGCGGCCGCAUCGCCCCCGAUCGAACCUCGCGCGAACAAUGCUACCAAGGCCGCGACAUGUUCUUUUCCUGCCUGGACCGAAAUGAUAUCCUGGAUGCGAUCAAGGAUGACAAGGAGGCGCGACGCAAGUGCGGCAAGGAGAUUGCAGAGUUCGAGACGGCUUGUUCGAGAGCUUGGGUCAAAUAUUUCAAGGAGAAGCGCGUCAUGGAAUACAACCGGGAUAAGACCAUUGAGCGGAUCAAGAAGGAAGAUGCGGCUCAGGUUCAAGAUUUGAAGGCACAAGGGUGGAGUUCUCGGUAAAGGACAAGGAACAAUGAAGCGAAAGGAUUGAAGUUGGAGGCUAAGACUGUGGCCUUGCUGAGGCACUGUACUAUAUCAAUUACCGUUCUAAUGACUACCGGACGGCAAUUGGCAGCGCGAGACGCUCUCCACUACACUUGAACCUUGGACGUGGCUAUUAGAAUUACCAUGUGCUCGCAUUCAGCCAGGCUAAUCACAGUAUGGCCCUAUCAUCGCAAGAAUCCGUGAUGAAUGUAGAUACAAUAGCUCCGCAACAA
Molecule: messenger RNA, 661 nt
Organism: Aspergillus ibericus CBS 121593
Lineage: Eukaryota; Fungi; Ascomycota; Eurotiomycetes; Eurotiales; Aspergillaceae
Product: cytochrome c oxidase subunit 6B family protein
Exons: 2
Coding region: 60-404 (114 amino acids)
Biological process (GO): mitochondrial respiratory chain complex IV assembly
Cellular component (GO): respiratory chain complex IV; mitochondrion; mitochondrial intermembrane space
Source: RefSeq, a predicted model, not a curated record